This is a messenger RNA of Schizophyllum commune H4-8, 1056 nucleotides long. RefSeq lists its product as uncharacterized. The coding region runs from base 1 to 1056 and encodes 351 amino acids. The transcript has 3 exons. The record is from RefSeq and is a predicted model, not a curated record. NCBI's taxonomy places the organism in Eukaryota, Fungi, Basidiomycota, Agaricomycetes, Agaricales, Schizophyllaceae.
AUGAACGUUUACGACGACGUCAACCCCUUCAUCUGGCGCAGCCCCUACGUCAAGCCCGUCGACGACUCGGACAUCACGCCCGUCAUCCCGAGCGAGUUAGACGGCGUGAAGGUGUGCCGGUGGCGGGAGACGAAGGGGAAGUGGUCGCAUUUGCCGCAGGCAUCCCUCAAUGCACGCGACCCACCCUCGGACGUGCGCUUCAUCACCUGGUGCAUGGACGAGGAGCAGCGCCGCGCACGGUACAAGGUCCGAGUCGCGCAGCAGGCAUCAGCUGGCUCGCACAGUAGACCUCCUGCCGGCACACACGGCAGACCGCCAGCAACCAACCCGCACAAGCGUGGCAACACCACCUUCGGCAGGCCUCCCCCCUGCGUCAUCUGCCUGCAGGAGGUCUCCGGCGCCGCGCUCGAGCGCGUGCUCGUGAACCACCCCUGGGUGCGCGCCUACUUCUGCGUCCUCCCCCACGAGCGCAAGAAGUGGCCCGAGGAAGCCAAGUUCGGCAACGUCACCCUCGUCUCGCGCGACGUGCCCGUCGAGGCCGCCGCCGUGCUCCGCUUCGGGCGCAGCGCCAUGGGCCGCUCGGCGCUCAUCACGCACAUCUGGCUCCGCGGGGCGCGCGUGCGGGAGGGGGCGACGGAGAGGCGCACCUUGCGCGUCGCGGUGAUCAAUACGCAGCUCGAGGGCGAGCAGCCGGCUGGGAGGGAUUACAGGUCGAAGCAGCUCGAGCUGCUCUCGCAGUUUCUGAGGGUGGAGGGCGUGAAUGGGGGCGUCAUCGCGGGGAACAUGUAUCCUGAGGGGGCCAACGACCACAAGCAGCCGGAGAGAGAUCUGAAGCUGAAGGACGCGUGGAAGCGGGGGAACGACGACCCGGCUGGUGCCACCGUUUUCGACAAGUAUGGCUUGCCACCGACGCGGCACAGUAAAAUCCUCUUCCAGCCACGGAGGGGGCUCAAGGUCGACGAGCCCAAGCAGUUCGGCAUCAAUGUGAAGUGCGAGGACGGCUCGCUGUGUUCUGAGCACUGUGGGCUGAUCUCGACGAUGCACAUGCUGAAGUGA